AUGGACAGAGAGCUUGCUGGAGCCCAUCCAUCCCCGGCGCCCACGAUCGCGAUCGCCGCCGCCGCCGCGGGAUCCUCCAGCUUCGCGAUGAUCCUCUCGGCGCUGCUGAUCGUGGCGACGAUAAUGGGCGCCAUGGCCUUCUGCGUGUGGAUGUGUGGAUGCAGCCCCGAGGACGUGAUCCGGGCACGCAGCGGCGGCGCGGGCGAUGGCGCGAGCGAUAGAUCAGCGCUGCCAGCGGCCAAGGCGGGGAUGAGCAAGCAAGCGAUUGAGAAAGCUCUGCCGGUGAUGAGCUAUGGCGCGGCGCGGAUGCUGGCCUCGCAGAGGACGAUGAACCCCGAGCUGGGCUGCUGCUCCAUCUGCCUGGCGGAGUUUGGCAAGCAGGACGAUUUCAUCCGGAUGAUGCCCAGCUGCGGGCAUUGCUUCCACUCGGAAUGUAUCGCGCUGUGGCUCGUCGCGCACAGCUCCUGCCCGUUGCAAACAGCGACAAUGCCAAUCCCAACUCCCGAGCCGAGCAGGACGAUUCAGCUAGAAGAGGUUGUGAUCGAGGUGCCACCUGAUGAUUUUCGUCGCGAUCACCAUCACUAG
This is a messenger RNA of Selaginella moellendorffii, 585 nucleotides long. Its product is annotated as RING-H2 finger protein ATL74. The coding region runs from base 1 to 585 and encodes 194 amino acids. Lineage: Eukaryota; Viridiplantae; Streptophyta; Lycopodiopsida; Selaginellales; Selaginellaceae. The record is from RefSeq and is a predicted model, not a curated record. The transcript has 2 exons.